Molecule: messenger RNA, 1521 nt
Organism: Lichtheimia ornata
Lineage: Eukaryota; Fungi; Mucoromycota; Mucoromycetes; Mucorales; Lichtheimiaceae
Exons: 11
Coding region: 1-1521 (506 amino acids)
Biological process (GO): poly(A)+ mRNA export from nucleus; regulation of translational termination; regulation of translational initiation
Cellular component (GO): nuclear pore cytoplasmic filaments; nuclear pore; cytoplasm
Molecular function (GO): inositol hexakisphosphate binding; phospholipid binding; translation initiation factor binding
Source: RefSeq, a predicted model, not a curated record
AUGGUGCAACAACCCGUAGUAACCAGCAGCCGUGUACCGGUUCGCAUUACCAAUCCUGUGGUAUACUCGGCUCCUUCCGAUUCUGAAGAAUCCGAUAUUGACGACAACGACAUUGCAUUCUCCAAUCCCCAACGCAAUCCGCAUUAUCAGCGCGUUCCCGAGCUUGAUUUUCUGGCACAGCCCAUGGACAUACUCUAUGCAUAUCAAGAAAGUUUACGGCAAAAGACCAAACCCCGUGUGUCUCAGGAUGAUAUCGCCGGUCGACAACAGCACCUUGAUAACCUCAAAGCGAUGAAGCAGUUGACAAUGGAGGAAUCAAAACGGCAAUACAGAGAGCAAUCCCGGAAAUACCAACAAGAAGUAGCCAGCAUCAAAUCUGCAGCUGACUUAGAUGAAAAUGAGCUGGAUAAAGAAUUUGAAUCCCUAUUAAAGGAACGUCGUGCACGUAUCGAAAGUGCUAUCAAGCUCGACAAGGAUAAGCUUCAAAAAGAAGCUGCACGCAAGGAAGCCGAACGCAAAGCCAAGGAAGAAAAGGACAAAAGGGAGCAGGAGGCGAAAAAGAAGGCUGAGGAUGAGGCCAAAGCAAAAGAAGAAGCAGCUAAACGAGCGGCAGCAUCAACAUCAUGUUCAACUGGUGGUUUGGAGGAUUACAAAAAGUAUACAGCCGUAUUGGAUUAUUACAAACAACAUUAUCGCCCAAGGUUGGAGGACAAGACUUUUCGAUCCACCGUUUUCAAAGAAAAGAUGCCACUCAAACGAUUCAUCAAACAAUUGCAAUUCAAGCCUGAAGUGGUGGAGCAACGUCAUGUUGCGAUCAGGGAUCGUUUAUUAGCUGUCAAACAACAAUCAACCGAUGCUUAUCACUGCUUAUUAAACCAGAUGGCAAAGGACUUUUUGCUUCAAGUUCGUACAGAGGUGUCAUCCAUUAGUUGGGGUGCUUACUUUUACGCACGACUAGCGAUGCUUUUGAUGUCUUCGUUACCUGAAUUCAAGGAUUACUUGAUGGUCCGGCUCUUUAAACGUUGUCCAUACAUGAUACCCCAAUACCACGAUGAUCCGGCCUUAUCUGUCACAGAGAUGCAAAAGCUCCAACGCUAUGAAUACGUCAAUGAGGAGAAGACCGAGUUCCAGCCGACCGAUAUGUACUAUCUCUACCAGUAUUCAUACAUUAUGUUUUAUGCAGCCCUUGUACAAAUGACACCACAAAGAAGCGAUCCACCCAAUCCAUACGGCAUCGAACAUGGCUGGAUAUGGCUUGCACGUAUAUGUAACAUUCCACCACGAGAUAUUACAGCGGGUCUACUUUACCACUUUUUGCAUGUCGCCGGGCAACGACUUUUACAAGAGUAUCCACGCCAAACAAUGAAGGUGUUGCGAUUGAUUCUGGAUGACAUCUUACCACUUAUUCCACGUUCUCGAGAAAAUGCUAGUCCAGUCAAUGAAUUACAGCGUGUCUUGCAGGACUUCUUCCAAACCGGUGUCUUGCCAAAGAUGAAAGAAGUUUUAGACAAGAAAGUGUAG